Messenger RNA from Colias croceus (clouded yellow), 1602 nucleotides. RefSeq names its product ileal sodium/bile acid cotransporter-like. The transcript has 10 exons. Gene Ontology annotation, cellular component: membrane. Bases 144 to 1511 code for a protein of 455 amino acids. NCBI's taxonomy places the organism in Eukaryota, Metazoa, Arthropoda, Insecta, Lepidoptera, Pieridae. The record is from RefSeq and is a predicted model, not a curated record.
AUACAUUCGCGUUUGAUAAGUCGGUUGGUGUGGUUGUGUUUAUUUAUUUAUCAUGAGGCCCUAAUCAGUGAAUGAAAGUGCAAAUUUAUACCAUCGAAUUAAAUUGAUAAUACAUAGUUGGUAGAGAAAAUAAAGAAUAAAAAAUGAAGAUCCUCAUCUUGCUUGGCCUUUUGGCCGUUUCUUCGUUAGUGCUCACUCAAAGUUCCGACUUAGUUGCCAUGUUCGAGCCUGACUCCGUGCUGGUACAAAUGGACGAAUAUUAUUAUGUUGACUUCAAUGUAACAGGGUCUAAUUUCCAAGCCAAUGACGAAAUAGUUGCGAUUUCUGAAAUGGAAAACUUAGCUACUGCAGAAUGGAACUCCACAUACCGACUUACUGAGGAAGAAGCGAAUAACGGCUUUUUUGAAGGAAGAUUAAGAAUAAAUGGCCAUUUUCUUGGCAGACUAGAAGUUUACAUAGAAAACAGAAGACAAUUACCAACAGGAACAAUAACAAUUCCCGUGACUGGAACAUUACCAGUCACUGUCGUUCGACCGCAAAGAGUUAUAGAUUCGAUCUUCACUACCAGUGUUGCUGUUCUUGUGUCGUUAAUUUUCAUAAACUUCGGCUGUGCGAUGCACUGGCCUACCGUAAAGGAAGUGUUGAAGAAACCAAUUGGACCAGCAAUCGGAAUGUGUGGACAGUUUAUUUUUAUGCCUCUGAUAUCAUUUGGCCUCGGUUACCCCUUAUUCCCCGACAUGCCCGCGUUACGGUUGGGUCUAUUCUUUAUGGGCGUGUCCCCCGCCGGAGGGGCUUCUAACAUAUGGACCUUUAUAUUGGGAGGAAACUUGAAUUUGUCGCUCGCUAUGACCUCUAUAUCGACUAUUGCUAGUUUUGCUCUAAUGCCAGCCUGGUUAUUCAGUCUCGGUCAAGUGGUCUUCAGUAAUGCUAACAUAGUGGUCCCAUACGCAAGAAUAGGAUAUUUUGUAGUUGGUCUCCUCGUGCCGUUAGGCUUUGGUCUGGCUAUGCAGAAGUUUGUGCCGAAAAUAGCAAAAUUCAUGGUCAGAAUAUUAAAGGGAUUUUCAACUACGUUACUACUGUUUAUUAUCAUUUUUGCUAUUAUCACAAAUUUGUAUAUAUUUGAACUGUUUAAUUGGGCUAUACUAGUAGCGGGCAUGGGUUUACCCUGGCUAGGUUAUCUAUCAGGGUACAUCGUGGCUCGACUUCUAAAGCAACCGCAUGAAGAUGCGUUAGCUAUUUCUAUUGAAACUGGAGUACAGAAUAUGGGAAUAGCUGUGUUCUUGUUACGAUAUGCUUUGCCGCAACCUGAAGCUGAUUUAACUACGGUUGUACCAGUAUCAGUGUCCAUCAUGACUCCGGUUCCAAUGAUGUGCAUCUUUAUAUACCAGAAAAUCAGUGCUUAUAUACGCAAUCGGAGAAAAGCGAAAAAAACAGCUAUAGAAGAAGAGAAUACCAUAGAGGUGACGGAUAAAGUUCCAGAUACGCUGGUGACAGAUAAACAAGCAGCAUAGACAAUAUAAUAUUUAUUAUUUUAUAAUAUGUGUACAUAACUAGUCUGUAAGAGAUGUAAAUAUUUUUUGUAUUUAAAUAAACGGUGUUUUA